GUUUACUAGAGUACAAAAAAAGCCCAAUAGUAAAAGAAAGAAGGCACCUUUCCUUUCUUCUUCUCCAACAACUUUUACCUUACGCACGUGAGACUUAGGGUGCGUUUCGACCGUACUGAAAACGGAGGAGGCGACGGUUUAGCUUAGAGCUCUGAACAACAUCUAAUCCAAGUUUUUUCCGGGCACCAAAUCGAAAAGUCCAUUCCAUUAUCAAUUUCGAAAUCAGCAAAACAUGGCACCGAGAAAAAAGUCAUCAAACAUGGUUUGGGUUGUGAAAUCGAAACAACCAGCUAAAACGACAGAACCCGCAACUGAGAAUAAGACAUCUCUUCUCUCAGAUAGUGUUUCAAAACUACAACUGUCUUCUAAAGAGCAGCACACAUCAUCCGACUGGUCCUUUCUCCCUGAGGAGCUGCUUUGCAUCAUCUCCUCAAAGCUAGAAGACUGUUUCGAUUUCAUCCACGCCCGCGCUGUUUGCCGCCCCUGGCGAUCCAUCUUCCCCUAUCCUUCUUGGCUACUACGCACUACCUACUCUCUUCCUUCGUUCGAUAGGUUCCCUCGCAGACCAAGAGGAGGCACGCUCGAGAAGUUCCCUGUCUUCCUCUUCAGAGUCCGUUCUCCCGACACAUUGCCUUGUGAGUUUUUCCUUGGAGGAAUCAGACCAGAUAAGUCCGGGGACCGUGUUGAGCUUCCAUCUCCAACCUUUAUCAACACUGCUGACUGUCGGAUUAUCCCUCUGGGCCAUAUGUGCAGAAUGGUCGGUUACGAUCCUGAUUCAUUAUCAAGAAGUUACAGAGGCGUGGCUAUUCUUCCGCUAAACGAGGAGACAGGAGAGUUCAUUGUUCUUAUCGGCUACGAUCAUCAUAUACUAGCGUUAAGAAGUACUGAAACGCGUUGGAUGGAGGUUGAUAAUUGCUCGAGAGCUGACUGCAAAGAUAUAGUCACCUUCAGAGGUAAAUUCUAUGCGGUGUUCAUCAACGGGGACGUAUUCGCCAUCGAUCCUUACACGCUUGAAACGACGCCGCUGAGGCCACCGAAUAUUGCAGGGUGUGGAAGACAAAAUUAUCUGGUUCCGUACGGUGACGAUGAGCUUUACCUUGUCGAGAGAAUCAUUGUUCGUAACAGUGUUUUGAGUUUUACCAAGAUGGCGUGUAGAGUGAGUGUGCUGGAUGAGGAAGCUGGCGAAUGGGUCGUGGUUAAUGAUUUGGGGGACCGUGUGUUGUUGAUUGGAAAGCCGGGGAACAGCUCUGGGAACAGCGCGUGCUCGGCUAAGGAGCUUCCUGAGGGUUGUGGUCUGAGUGGGAGCUCGAUGUUGUUCAUCAAUGAGAUAUUCGAUGAGACAUUUCCUUAUAAGUAUGGAGUAGAUACAGGGAACCCUGGAGAUGACUUGAAUGUUUGGAGAUGUUCGAGAGAGACUCGUGUGACGAUCCUCAAUAAGUCUCCCAUGGUGACUCUCCGGAUUGAGCGCGCUGAGCCGUGAUAUCUUAAUUUGGAUUUACCGGAGAGAUUUGUGGACUUUGUUUUUAAUAUUUUCUUGUGAUUUGAAGCAGAAGUAUUCUGAUAUCUGAUGAUAUUCCAGUUUUUAUUAUCUUGAAACUAUGUUGUCUUAAUGAAAAAGGUUUUGUCU
This is a messenger RNA of Brassica napus (rape), 1627 nucleotides long. RefSeq names its product F-box/kelch-repeat protein At1g64840. Bases 233 to 1480 code for a protein of 415 amino acids. Lineage: Eukaryota; Viridiplantae; Streptophyta; Magnoliopsida; Brassicales; Brassicaceae. Gene Ontology annotation, molecular function: protein binding. The record is from RefSeq and is a predicted model, not a curated record. The transcript is spliced from 4 exons.